Cyanistes caeruleus (blue tit) is the source of this 7666-nucleotide messenger RNA. NCBI's taxonomy places the organism in Eukaryota, Metazoa, Chordata, Aves, Passeriformes, Paridae. The record is from RefSeq and is a predicted model, not a curated record.
CAGCUCAAAGUUGGUGUUCUAUUCUGGCAAAGGUGAACAGUGUCAAAACUGUGAUAAAACAAAUCCACCCUCUGAACUUGGCAUCAGAAGCAACAAGCUGAGGUUGAACUGUAGUGCAUACUCAACUAAAAAAUGAUAAAUAUUACUUAUUAUAGACAACAUAUAUGUCUAUAAGCAUCUAUAGGAUAAAGAUGACUCAAAAAUCAUAGGAGUCACUGGUCCAUUUUACAGCUUUGAAAGCAACAUUCCCACUUCUUUUUCCAUAUGCCCCUACUUUUCAUGCUAGAUCCUCAGCUAGCCUGUUGCCAGGCUGUUUCACUGGAGAGCACCACUUCUAUUAUUCUAAACUAAAAUGAAGGAAAGUGGUUAUGUUUGCCCUGGCCUACACUGUCAUUGCAAUGUAAACCAGAGAGCUUAACCACAUACAAAUCCUUGAAUUGCUUGGCUUUUAAAGUUUAAUCAUAGACCCUUUAUUUUUUCACUGCUGAGGUUUCCAUGUAAUUGGAAUGAAGGAUGUUGGAACUGAGCACAGGUUUCCCAGUGGCAGCUGCCAGUAGUUGGAUAAUGCCAUUGGCACCAGUGCUGCCAAAAGAGAAAAAUGGUCUUUUCAGUAAUGUUUUGAGUUCAGAAUCAAGAGUUCUGGGUUCAGUUUCUGGCUCUGCCUCAGACUUCUAACAAUGUUACAUUUUUCUGCAUGUUUCACAACUACGGAUGGGAAUAAUACUGCUUUUUGUCUUUCCCAUUUAAAGUAUUAGCUCUUGGUGUGGUGCAUCACCCCAUCUAGGUGGGGUGUUCCACGUGUGACCAUAAGGCACAGACAGCACAGUUCCUACAGCCUUCAUGGGAUGCUGAAAAAAGCAUGUGAUGAGUAACCUGACUUGUCCUUCCUACUUGGCCGAGCUUUGCUGCAUGUAUAUAUAACCAGGAGAUUCCUCUACACCAGCAACAUUCUCCUUUCCUCAUUUGUGUGUCUAUCCUAGAAGACCUCGGUUCCCUGGGAUAGCAGUUAGCAAAGUGCCAUUUUUCAUGCAGGCAGAUUCAUAGUUCUCAGCUGGUGGGUAAUGGAGAACCACUGGUAGCUUUCAAGGCUUUUAAUCUUAAGUCUGCUAAAACCACAUUUUGGCCAUUACAUGAAAGAGCACAGUUGGUCACGUUUCCCAAGGGUUCCUAAGUCUCAUGAGUGUAGUCUGUCUAUCCAUCUCUACUUGGAUCCCAGCUCUUGAAUGCAUUGAGGGUUUUCAAUCAUGUUCUACCUUCAACUAUAUAGCUAUAGAAAAGAGAAGCAGAAAUGCAAUAUUUAACUGCACUCUUUUGGAAUAAAUAAAACCAGGAUGCUCUACCAAGUGGAAUGACUCAGACUGCUGUCCAUUGAGGGAAAAACAGGUAAAACUCAACUGGUUUCAUCUUCCAGUAGGUAGCUCAGCAUGGAUGCUGGCUGAAUUAUCUGCAUCCAUCUUGCUAGAAACAAUUGGAAGAGUCAGAGGCAAUAUGGGGAAUAUCUGAGGCAUUUCUAUUUUUGAGCAGAUGGUAGAAUUCUGUUCUGCUGAUGUCAGCUCUAAAAUGGCAUGAUUAUACUUAGAAGAUAUUAAGAUAACUGUGUAUAUUUCCAAAGUGUAUUUUCAAAUCUCUCUUUCUUGUUUUAGAAAAAAAUAAAAUAAAAUGGAGCACAUGUUACUGCUGUUCAUAUUUUUCAUACCUAUAUUGGGUCUCAGUAAUGGAACAGAAACUGAACAAGAUUUUACUUGGCAUUUAAAGAAGAUUCCCCAGAUUGUGAGAGAAAGAACAUUCUCCCUUGACAGCCCUAAAUUUGAAGCAAAAGCCAAAUUAGAGCUGAACAGCGUAUGUGGAAUUGAAUGUCAAAGAAAAUUGCCAGUGCCAAGCUUGUCUGACUUGAAAAGCCUCUUAUCCUAUGAGACUGUUUUUGAAAAUGGCACACGGACCCUGACUGAAGUGAAUGUCCUGGGAGCAGCGCUUGACCCAGCUGCGAACACAACCACACGAAGGCCGCUGAGAAAGAAGAGGCAGAUAUAUGGAACAGACAGUAGGUUCAGCAUCUAUGACAAGAGGUUUAUGACCAACUUUCCGUUCAACACAGCUGUGAAGAUCUCCACGGGCUGCAGUGGCAUUCUGGUUUCCCCCAAGCACGUGCUAACAGCAGCCCACUGUCUGCACAACGGCAAGGAUUAUGUUAAGGGCAGCAAAAGGCUGAGGGUGGGCCUGAUGAAGACAAAAUCCAGAGGCAGCGGCAGGAAACGCAAAGGCGCUAAAAGAAGUAGGAGAGAAAUUUCUGCGGCCAAAGAGGAUCCCAAAGCUGCCACAGAAUUAAGGCGACAAUCCAAAGGUGAUGAGAGAAAGCAGAGGAGAUCUGGGAGGAGGCAAGGGACCUCAGAUGGCACACCCUCCUUCCAGUGGACACGGGUGAAGAGUACGCACAUCCCGAAAGGCUGGUUUAAGGGUGUCUCUGGGGAUAUUGCCCUGGAUUAUGAUUAUGCUGUUCUUGAGCUCAAGCGUCCCCACAAAAGGAAAUACAUGGAGCUGGGAAUCAGCCCAACAAUCAAAAUGAUGCCUGGGAGCAUGAUCCACUUCUCAGGUUUUGACAAUGAUCGGUCUGGGCAGCUGGUCUAUAGAUUUUGUAGCAUUUCUGAUGAGUCCAAUGAUCUGUUUUAUCAGUACUGUGAUGCUGAGCCUGGCUCCACAGGAUCUGGCAUCUAUCUCCGUCUGAAGGAGCCGAACAAAAAGAAGUGGAAACGCAAGAUCAUCGCUGUUUACUCAGGCCAUCAGUGGGUGGACAUCAAUGGUGAACAGCAGGAUUACAAUGUAGCAGUACGAAUUACUCCUCUCAAAUAUGCCCAGAUUUGCUUCUGGAUACAUGGGAAUGAUGAGAAUUGCACACAAGGCUGAAGAGAGCCGAGCCUCACUAGCUUAGCACCCUUACCGUCAUAGAGUGAAAGACAACAGAGACUGGAAGAACAUCACUCCACACCAGAAUGUUUUUGAACUCUGAGCUUGCAAGUAGUGCUAUGGUGACUUAAGGAAUACUGAAUUGCUAGGGGAGGGGUAGAAUUGUCAGACAAAAUAUUUCUAAUUGUAAUCGACCUAGAUACGCACUUAAAAUCCCAAACUAUAUUUAUGUUUGCAGUUGUGAUAAAUCCAACUCAUUAAUGAGAAAAAAACAUGGCUGCACCUAUUUGUAAUAUUUUUUUCCAGGGGAAGGGUUGAAACAUCUCAAACUGGUGUUACUAAACAAUAUCUAUUUUUUUUCCAAUGGAAUUGCUUUUCUCAGGGUUCUGUUCCACUUCCUCAAAUGCAAGUUGUGCAUAUAGCAUGUCACUGUAUGUGCAGAAUGAUCCAGAGAACUGCAUGAGAACAAGACAUUAUUCUGGCAUUCUCUAAAGACCACAGGUCCAUGUUGAGAAGCAGCACUAUAGCUAAUGAUUGAUAGUUUGGAGAACUGCCUCUUCUGGUUGCUGCAGGAACACUCCCAUGGAAAUUCCAAAUUUAUGUAGCUGGGGGUUACACCUUAAAGACAAAUUCACUUCAUUGCUCAGUGAAAACAGCAAAAAAAUAUAUUAAUGAACAAAGUUUCCAUGUUUGGAAGAAGACACAUCUGGACAUCGCUUAAUGCCUUUUAACAUUCUUUGAGAAGCUAUAGAAAUCUUAAACACACGUCUUUGCCUUCCAAUUAAUAUUUGGAGAGCUGUAGGUUUAGUUUCUAGUCAAAUGUUUAGCUUUACCAUUGGGGGAAGUCACUGACUCCUGAAGUGGCUACUUGACAAUCAUUUGGAGCUUCACAGAUGAUUUAUUUUUUGGGUGCUAUACAUUUCUUCAGUUUUUAUAAAUUACUUUUAUAUUAGUUCAGUUUCAUAGACAGGAUAGUAUGUAUUAGACUGGGAGUUGGAAAUCAAUAUUUUAGUUUGGCUUUACAGUUUUGCAAAGUGUGUGGUUUUAAUCAUGUUAUAUUCAGACUCCACCUCAACAUGAUUCACAAGUUUAACUAAAAAUUUCUCCCAACUAAAUUACAGCACCUUCUGAAUGGUAGAACUAUCCUGUGCAUUAUAAAAGGUAUCUUGUUAGAUAGCAGCAGUAGUUAGCAAAUAAUUUGGUUCAGUAUGUUUGCAGAACCACGUAUUUAAUGAAGACACAAACUGAGCUUGACUUUUACACAUCUUUAAACACAAACCACCUUCUUAAAAACUGUUGUUGAUUGCUAUGUAAGUCUAUAUAUUUUAUUUUAUGUCAAGAUUUUGAAGUACACAGAAUUGUUAUGGUGCUAUGUUAAUCUAAUAACAUAAAAAGAUACUGUGCCUUUCUGAUCAUAUCCUUUGGGUUUCAAUACUUUCAGAGUAUUCACCACCGUAAUAUUUAAUUAUUUUUUUCUACCAUAAAUUUAUGCUGACCAAAAUGCAUUUUCUUCCUGUGCAGGAGAAAAAAAUAUAACAAGAUUUUAAAAUAUUAUUUGUUUGUUGGAAUCUUUAAAUCAUGCUUGUAAUAUCUUCUGGUGAAAUAAGAUGAUUUUAACUGAUUUUUUUGGUAGAUGGCUGAAAGUAUAUAACCUGACACACUGAAUGUGCAGGCAGCUCUGUCCUACUAUUGCCAAAGCAUAAAAAUUUAAGACUUGCUUCCAUAUCAUAACCCUAACAAUAUUUAAUUAAUUGGAAGAGAUCUCACUUUAAAGGAAACUAUUUCUUUUAAUGUCAACUUUUCCAGGGAACGCUCAACUUUUCUUCCUUUAUUAUGUUUUGUUUUUAUUUUGUGUGAUUGUUUGCAGAAAACUAAUAAUAAUUUUUGAAGUUUAGAAAUAAAUCUCUAAGACUUUAGGGUCAAUUAUUUUUUAUUGUUGUUAACAUCUCUAUUAACACAUGUGGCUUUGCUGACAGUAAUUUUAAAUCACCUCGGUCCGGUAUUUAAUGCUCUCGCUCUAUGCAAGAGAUUUAUAGUAUUCUUUAGUCAGGUCUGUAAUGUUUUUCUUAAAUGCCUUUUUCCAUAGUUACUGUGACAAUUAAGGUGCUACAUCAUUAAUCUAAUACAAGACAACCCAGGUCCAUAGAUUUUUUUACAAUUAUUGUCAUUGUUGAUUUGGGUCCAAAACUGGUCAAGAUAAGGGGGCUUAGUAAAUACCUUAUUAUUUUGAGUCUUAUUUAGGUGUGCACCUCAGAAGAAGAAAUAAAAUCUAUUUCUUUAUCCCUUUGGGAAUUGGGAGCAAGGUAAGAAUAAAAAAUGUUUGAUGUCAGCUUCCAAAUUGUCUUGUUAUAAUAAUCAUCUGUUGUAAAUAUCUCAGCCGCUACCUGAAGUUCCCGUACCAGGGUGAUAAAAACUCUUUCUUUUCAGAGAAUUAAUACUAGAUGCUCAGUGCUUCAUUUGGUGGUACUAAGAGAUUAAAAAGGUUGGCCAGAGCAACAUAAAUAUUAAUUUAAAACAAAUAAACCAACCUCUGUGUCUCAGUGCCCAUGCACAAACACAUGCAAAUAUACGGGCUUGGAGAACAUGUUGUUUUGAUUGAGUUUUGGUGUUGUCAGCAUCUUCAGGCCAGGGAAUGCAGGUAGAAGAAGACAGAGACAAAAUGUUUCUCCUGUUGUCUCAGCAUGCUAGGCAACAUUUUGGUUUUCCACUUGGCCUAAUAGAGAAAAAAAUGCUUUAUGUAGGCAAUUGUGACUACCUACUACAGGUACUUCAGGAACAGUUCAUAAAUCAAGUUCUUGCACACAAUCCCAGGAAUUUAAUGUCCUGCAUAGAGCUCUCGGUACUCACCACUGCAAAUGGGACAAGAAUUUCUGAGCCAUCUCAGAUUUUCUUAAAAACCUGCAGUUACACAAGAAUUUCUGAGCCAUCUCAGAUUUUCUCAAAAACCUGCAGUUACUAUCUGCUUACCAAUAGAAAAUACAAGGAGGAAAACAUGAUCUCAGUAGAUCAGAUCUUGCUGUUGUCUAGGACACCAGCAGCAAGGCUGGGUUUCCAGCCCUUGUGAUGUUUCCCUAAAGGAUUUUUCCUCUCUCAGGUACCAGGCUGUACAUCAUUUCUUUCCAUCACUACUAAUUAUUUUCCAUAAAAGUUGGUAUAGUAGAUUGUUUUAUUUAACUGUAUUCCUGGCUUUUGGAAAAAACAACCUCAGCCAAAUCUCUUUUCUCCUAGAGGGCUACUGGAAUAAAGUAAAUCAUAUAAAGUCUUAUAAAGUCAACAAGUGAGUUUUUUUCAGGGCCAAAGAUAAACCUCAUAUGCAAGCCAUUAACAUGCCCAGACUAGCUUCUGCAAGGUGUCUGUGCAUGUCUUUAAUCUGAGGCUCUGGGACACACCAUGGAAAUCAAGGGGGAUAUCUGCAAUGUGAAAAAUUAAGUCUAAGUUUGUAUCAACUUAACAAAAAAAGGCCAAAAUAUUAUAAUAGGAAAGUGAUUUCUGUUACAUGAAGUAUAGAGUACCCAAUGCUUUAAUAAUUGCUUAAAGAAUUCCUUGACUCCUUAAGAUUUACCAUCUUAAUUUUUCAGAUUUAUGUGUCUAUAUGGAGUAUGAAUCAGCAUGAAUAUGGCUUAAAUAAAAAAAAAUAAUUCGUCCACAUGUGGAGGAGAGAAGCAGAUGGGGAGUUCUUUCUAUUCUGCUGAUAAGGAAUGACCUGGCAGCAAACAGCAAAUAAAACAGAAAGAAAAAACAAGUAGAUGGUAUGUAAGACCAGGAAGAUGGAGAUAGUAUGCAAGGGAUAAAGAAAGUGUGUGAAGUAACAGAUGAAAUGGCUGCAAGGUAGCAGAGGCAACUUUUGUGAGACAGAGUAGGCAGAUGGGAGACACUUAAUAGUAUGAAUUAAGAUGUGAAAUUCACAAGUUUCAUGAACAAUUUUUCACUGUUAAAGAUAAUCCUUUUCUUCCCAGCCAACAGCAACAAGGAAAGGGCUGUGAGAGGACUCAGGCUGUGGCAGGGACUGCUACCAGGCAGGGGUUUUGACCCUGAUCUAUAGUCCUUGCCUGAAUUUGUAGGGAUUGUGCUUCUGUUCAUUCAGGGUCCUUGGAAAACAGCAGAUCUGUGUUCUGACCAAAAGACUUGGUAGUAUCAACCUCCCAGUACACUGGAUCACUAAGAGUGUAGUGAGUAAGGGGAGUUUCUCAAACCUGACCUUUGCUGGGAUUCCUGUAAAGGCUCUUCUCCACUGGAAAAAAAAAAAAAAUCAAACAAAAAAUCUCAGACUUAAGGCAUUUAAAUGUUGGCUCCAUUUUUUGCAUGUAUCUAGAAAUUCUAGGCAAUACAUUUUUUUUCAGGUGUCUUCUGUUUGUGUUUGGCACCCAUAGAAAUUUAAUCAACUGCUUCUAAUUUUAAAGCACAGAUUAUUGCAGAUAGUUCCAUCUACAAAUUCCUGGAUUAAAGAAUGAAUGGGAAAAAAAAAAAAAAGAAUGUUAUUAAAUUGAAAGCUUAAAAUUUCACUCUAAUCUCAAUGGAUUUAGAAGUAUAUUUGGGUCCCCUUUGCACCAGCCUUUUGCUCUGAGUGUUAGAGCAUCUAGGUUAAAAAAAAACUCCAGAAGAAGCUUUGAGGAUUCUUUCAUGUUCUUAGCUUUUUUAAGACUGACAGAAAACUGUAUAUUUUUAAAUGGGCAAAAUGACAAGCCAUUUGAGAAAAUAAAUGCAAACCUUUGCUCUGAUAUUAUAUGAUGCACUUAUUAUGUCAAUAAAUAUUUUCUGCUGUUUU